Molecule: messenger RNA, 1053 nt
Organism: Lachancea mirantina
Lineage: Eukaryota; Fungi; Ascomycota; Saccharomycetes; Saccharomycetales; Saccharomycetaceae
Source: the annotation of a GenBank genome assembly
AUGUCUUCGAACCUUGCAUCGCUGCUGCGAAACUCAAAAAUUGCACAGGUACCAAAAUCGAGGCACCAACUUGCUUCCGGAGGUGUUAAGAUUGCGCCUACACAUCAGAUUAUCGAAAAUAAACCUUCGACUUUGCAUCGUCAAGAAUGGGGUCUCAAAGCGGCUCUACCAAGCAAAGUGACUUCCAGGUACAUAGUGUACGACGACUUGGACACUUUGGAGCGACUCACAACCUUCGAGGCCACCGGCGGGUCCCAGUGGAACAGAUUGAGAUUCCAAGAACUCGGUGUCGCUCCAAAAUAUAAUCCUGGCAAGGCAAACCCGCUCUUCGAGGGUCAGUCGUCAUCCAAAAGUCAAUUUGUUCCGCUCAGCUCGCUGUUGGACAUCGACAGUUCGUCGUCAAAGGCGGAAAUCAGGGCUAAAUUGUCACAGAUCAAGGAUCUGCGUGGACCUUUCAGGAAAUGGCUCCUCGAAAGGGACCCAGAAGCGCUUAAAAACAAGAAUUUCAAUGCUAGAGACAUGGGCGAAAACGCUGUGGUGUUUUUGACCGAGACCGUCAGCCAUGCGGCCGAACCAGACUCCAGGUCGCUUAGAAAAAUUGUCGGCGCAGGAGGCUUGACUUACAGCUUGAAUGGCAGGUUAAGACAGUCGCCAAACGGGGUCAUCUCCAAGACGAUUAUUCCAGGUAGGUUUUUGAAUGUCGAAGGUAACGACAGACUUGCCGCUAUCGGUGGGUUCGUCGCCAACGCGGGUUCAUCUUCCGUAAACACGUCCCAAGCAGACUACAAUAUGGGCGAUUUCGUGCGAGAACUCAAAAUUCCCUUCUCGAUAAGUCACGCCUCUGUACUCGAGAGUGGGAAAGUUGUUUUGCGCGCCAACGUUGUGAGCGGAAUUAGUUCGAGAGCCAGAAUGCAAAUGAACAACAGAAGUCAUCACCAAAGACAACCACGCCGGCCCGCGCCUCGCUCCAUGUCGGCAGAGGACUCCAGCAAGCAUGCCGAAGAGUUGCUGAACAUACUGACGAACUUUGAUUCCGGAAAGAAGAAGAAUUGA